This is a messenger RNA of Elgaria multicarinata webbii, 915 nucleotides long. RefSeq lists its product as uncharacterized. Gene Ontology annotation, molecular function: antigen binding. Gene Ontology annotation, biological process: immunoglobulin mediated immune response. Gene Ontology annotation, cellular component: blood microparticle. The coding region runs from base 1 to 915 and encodes 304 amino acids. The transcript is spliced from 5 exons. NCBI's taxonomy places the organism in Eukaryota, Metazoa, Chordata, Lepidosauria, Squamata, Anguidae. The record is from RefSeq and is a predicted model, not a curated record.
AUGAAAAUGAUACUUUGGCUUCUAUUGGUUUUCUUUUCAGAAGUCUACACAGAGGUCCAGCUGGAAGAGUCCGGAAGGGGUAUGAAAAGGCCUGGAGAGUCCCUCCGCCUCUCCUGUAGAGCGUCUGGCUUCACUUUCAGUACCUCCUGGAUGACGUGGUUCCGACAGGCUCCAGGGAAGGGACUGGAGUGGGUGGCCAAUAUACGCGGCGAUAGUAACGAUUAUAACUAUGCCAACUCAGUGAAAGGCCGCUUCACCAUCUCCAGGAGCAACCCCACAAACAUGUUGUAUCUUCAGAUGAACAACCUGAAAACUGAAGACACUGCUUUGUAUUCCUGUGCAAGUGUCUACUCCCAAGUGGUGCUCACCCAGUCAGAUCCAGUAAGUAAAAAACCAGGGGAAUCCGAUAAGCUGAGCUGUGCUGGCACUGGGUUCAACGUUAACAGCUACUGGAUGGAUUGGAGCAAAAGGGUGCUUCACCAUCUCCAGCUACAAUAUGGACUGGGUAAGACAGAAACCAGGCAAAGGCCUGGAAUGGCUUGUCCACUACUACAGCUCGAGACCACCUCUGCCAGCUCGGUCAGGGAGGCUGCUGGGCAGAAGGGUGUCCACUCUCAAGUGGUGCUCACCCAGUCAGAUCCAGUAAUGAAAAAGCCUGGAGAAUCACAUAAGCUAAGCUGUGCUGUCACUGGGUUCAACAUUAACAGCUACUAUAUGGAUUGGGUAAGACAGAAACCAGGCAAAGGCCUGGAAUGGCUUGUCCACUACUACAGCUCUUCAGGCAAUUAUUAUUCCCCCACAAUCCAAGGACGAUUCACUGCCUCAAAAGACAGCUCCAACUUCUAUCUGCAAAUGAACAACCUGAAAGCAGAGGACACUGCCGUUUACUACUGUGCGAGAGACACAGUGAGAUAG